AUGAAGUUGUUGCUCUCAACUGUUAUGAGUGUUGCCAUAACAACGGUGGAUCUGGAUUCACCUUCCGAGACUCUCUCGGCCACACCUGUCGUCAAUAUCAAGUCGAGCGAAACGGUGCUGCCGCUUCCAAGGCGACGACAAGCAGCAACAACACCAGCUUAUUCCGUUGUCAAAUUUGCGUUAAUGACAGCUUUGUUAUUGAACGGGUACUUUUUACUGAAUGGGUAUUUUGGCAGUGGAUUCUUUAUCACUCCAUUCUCGGGCACUGAGACUUCCCAAGUCAUGGAAAGCACAACAAAGGCGAUUACUACUCAGAUCAAGAUCGGAAACCAAAGCCAUCCACAUUUAGAUCCUGAAGUGUAUCGCCGACGCGAUGGAUGUGAUCUGAGUGAAUUUGUACGCCAAUUCAAACCCGAAGAAUUGGAAGUCAAUUGUAACAAUAUGCACGAGGUGAAAAGAGGCAAACUCCUUGGAUCCGGGUGGUGGCGGGAGGUGUACGAAGGGGAUUGGCAUGGACGCAAAGUGGCCUUUUCAGUGGUGAAAGAGGAUCGUCUGGCAGAGAAAAAUCUUCUUCAAGACACCACCCAGACUGCGGCAGUGCUAUUUCAGUUGCGCCAGGCCCCCAACAUUGUACACCUGUUGGGCUGGUGUGAUACAACCAUCGUCUUGGAAAAAGCAGGGAUGACGCUCAAAGAUCAUCUUCGAGGAGGAGACGAAGAGAUAAGUACGCGCCAGGCGUUGGCAAUGGCGCUGGACAUUGCCAAAGGUGUAGCACAAUUACACACGGUACCUGGGGGGCCCUUGACUCAUAAUGAUAUCAAAUCAGAUCAAUUUCUGAUUAAUGAAGAUGGCAAGGUGGUACUGAAUGAUUUGAAUCAAGCGCAGUACACUGGAAUAUCCCCGAUAACGAAUAAGAAAUGCAAAUUCCGGCCGUAUCUAAGGACCAGCGUCUUGCGCUCGCCAGAAGAAAAGCGAAAACGACCUUUGGGUGAAAGCAUCGAUGUUUAUGCAACCGCCUUUGUCUUGUGGGAAUUACGGGCGCGGGGUAAACCGUUUCGGGGCCGUAAAAAGACGCGCAAACGGGAGAACAAGAUCAUCAAGGGGCUUCGACCGGGGGUCAAUUUCAUGAAAGAUUACCCUCCUGCGAUGAAACAGUUAAUUUUGCAGGCAUGGGAUGGUGAUCGCGCCAAACGUCCAACAGCUUCCGAAAUGGUGGAACGCAUUGAAAUCAUUAUACGAGACUACGACGACGCUGCUACUAGCAAAAAUGAAACACAAUUUUGA
This is a messenger RNA of Cylindrotheca closterium, 1284 nucleotides long. The record is from the annotation of a GenBank genome assembly. NCBI's taxonomy places the organism in Eukaryota, Bacillariophyta, Bacillariophyceae, Bacillariales, Bacillariaceae.